CUUGCAGAAGGGCUCUACGAAUCGGGAUGGGACAGGGGCAUUGGUUGUGUCAACUGUUCUUUUUCGCUCUGCUGUGGUAUGCAAGAGACGAGAUGAUUGCCGUGUAUGGCGUCCUGGAGGGAAAAGAGUUGGAGAUGCGUAAUGGGAUCGGGAGGGGGAUGUGGGUGGGUAUAGGUGUUGGGCAUGGGUUCUGGGUGAUGGAGAUAUCCAAGGGUCCGGGUGAGGAAUUCAUGGAUGAUCCCGUCUAGAGAACCAGGUGGAGGGAUGGGAUCGAAAGGCGUGGUAGAUAUCUAGAUGCCAUCGUUAGAAUCGACGAGGAGGUGUAUUUUGACAGGA
Molecule: messenger RNA, 336 nt
Organism: Colletotrichum godetiae
Lineage: Eukaryota; Fungi; Ascomycota; Sordariomycetes; Glomerellales; Glomerellaceae
Exons: 1
Coding region: 27-248 (73 amino acids)
Source: RefSeq, a predicted model, not a curated record